Messenger RNA from Tetranychus urticae (two-spotted spider mite), 2963 nucleotides. It is a transcript of the gene l(2)37Cb, whose product is annotated as DEAH-box helicase 16 lethal (2) 37Cb. Gene Ontology annotation, molecular function: helicase activity; RNA binding; ATP binding. The record is from RefSeq and is a predicted model, not a curated record. NCBI's taxonomy places the organism in Eukaryota, Metazoa, Arthropoda, Arachnida, Trombidiformes, Tetranychidae. Gene Ontology annotation, cellular component: intracellular anatomical structure; catalytic step 2 spliceosome.
UAGAAAGUGUUUACAUAUUUACAAGAAAUGUUUACAAUUUAUAAACUUCAAAUUUAAAUGAAAUCUGACUUAACUCGGUAUCUUAUUUUAUUUUUUAUGGGAUUUCGCUGUGAUAUAUUUCAUUAAAAACGAUAUAAACAACUUGAUCUUAUAAGCUGUGUCUUUAUUUCUGAUUGUUAAAGAACAUUUUAACGUCUCACCAUGUCAUCGAGUAAACAAACUUCAUCAAAUCAUGAUGAAGAAGAAAGACUCAAAGAUAUUGCAGAAAGAGAUGCUUAUGCAGAGAGACUCAGAGAAAAGGACCAAAAAAGGACUCGUAAUGUGGCCACCAAAUCAGAUGAAAGGAUGUACGCUGAAGCAGCGAAAAGACUAAAACUGGAAAAUGAGGAUAGAAAAGCUAUAGUACCAAAACUGCGAGAGGAAUCGAGAAAAAACUAUCUAAUCAAACGAAAGGCCGAUCAAUUGGUUUUGUUAGAAGGGGAAAUUAAGGAUGAAGAACAGAUUUUCAGUGAUGUACCCUUAACUAAAGCUGAAAAGGCUGAAUAUGAAUACAAGAAAAAGGUUCUUACUUUGGCUAAGGAACAUGAACAGGCUAAAGAAUUGGAAAGUAUUAGAAGAUAUCACAUUCCAGAAGAAAGUAAACCAAGCAAAGUUUAUGAAGAAAUCGAUGAAAGGGAGAAACAACCAAACGCUGAAGCUAGAAAAUGGGAAGAAGAAAGGUUAAAUACUGCCAAAUUAUCAUUCGGAGCAAAAAAUAAAUCCAAAAAGGUUGAAGAAUAUGAUAUUUUAAUUGAUGCUUCAAUCGACUUCAUCAAAGCACUAACGGUUGGUGGACAAAAUACUGACGAAAAAGAUAUAGUUGACGAAGAAACAGCAAAAAGAAUGACAAUUGCUGAAACAAGAAGAUCAUUACCGAUUUAUGCUUACAAAAGAGAACUCAUCAAAGCAGUAAAAGAGCAUCAAAUUUUAAUCAUUGAAGGAGAGACAGGAUCUGGAAAGACAACACAAAUUCCCCAAUAUUUACAUGAAGCAGGUUUCACCAAAGGAGGUAAAAAAGUUGGUUGCACACAGCCAAGAAGAGUAGCUGCUAUGAGCGUAGCGGCCCGUGUUGCUCAAGAAAUGAAUGUUAAACUUGGCCAUGAAGUCGGUUAUAGUAUUCGUUUUGAAGAUUGUACUAGUGAGCGAACUGUGAUUAAAUACAUGACUGAUGGUAUGUUACUCCGAGAAUUCCUCUCUGAACCUGAUUUAGCAUCUUAUUCAUGCUUGAUUGUUGACGAAGCACACGAGAGAACCCUUCAUACAGACAUUUUGUUUGGCUUAGUUAAAGAUAUAGCUCGAUUUAGACCUGACUUUAAGCUUCUCAUCUCCAGUGCCACUCUGGAUGCCGAAAAAUUCAGCGUCUUUUUUGAUGAAGCUCCAGUUUUUCGUAUACCAGGUCGUCGGUUUCCAGUUGAUAUUUAUUACACCUCAGCACCUGAAGCUGAUUACAUAGAUGCCUGUGUAGUUACUAUUUUACAAAUACACAUCACACAACCUUUAGGUGAUAUUCUCGUCUUUCUUCCCGGUCAAGAGGAAAUCGAACAAUGUUCUGAAGUUUUGAUGGAACGACAACGAAAGUUAGGAUCAAAAAUCAGGGAACUUAUAAUCAGACCAAUUUACGCUAACUUGCCUCAAGAAUUACAAGCUCAAGUUUUCGAACCAACUCCACCGGGUGCUCGGAAAGUUGUAAUUGCUACCAACAUUGCUGAAACUUCAUUAACAAUAGAUGGUAUUAUUUAUGUCAUCGAUCCUGGUUAUUGUAAAUUAAAUAUUUAUAAUCCGAGAUCUCGUAUGGAAUCUUUAGUUGUCCAACCAGUCUCUAAAGCUAGUGCUAAUCAAAGAGCCGGUAGAGCUGGUCGUGUUGCUGCCGGUAAAUGUUUUAGACUGUUCACUGCAUGGGCAUAUCAGAAUGAGCUUGAGGAUAAUACUGUUCCUGAAAUUCAAAGGGUUCAUCUUGGUAACGCCGUUUUACUUUUGAAAAGUUUAGGAAUCAAUGACAUUAUUCAUUUUGACUUUUUGGAUCCACCGCCAUCUGAAACGCUUGUACUUGCCUUAGAACAAUUAUAUGCAUUGGGAGCUCUUAAUCAAUUUGGUGAACUUACUCGACUUGGUCGUAAAAUGGCUGAAUUUCCUAUUGACCCAAUGAUGUCCAAAGCUUUAAUUGCAUCCGAAAAAUAUAACUGUAGUGUUGAGAUAAUGACCAUUUGCGCCAUGCUCAGUGUUAAUUCCAAUAUUUUUUAUCGGCCAAAAGACAAAGCUAUUCAUGCAGAUACGGCAAGGAAAAACUUUUUUCAACCUGGAGGGGAUCAUCUGAUGCUGUUGAAUGUUUAUAAUCAAUGGGUUGAAAUGGGAUAUACUAAACAAUGGUGUGCUGAAAAUUUUAUUCAAUAUCGAGCGCUAGUUAGAGCUCGAGAUAUACGAGAUCAACUAGAAAGUCUAAUGGAUCGAGCCGAAGUAGAAAUUAAAUCAAAUCCAACUGAAUUUGUACUCAUCCGUAAAGCCAUCUUAACAGGUUAUUUUUAUCAUGUUGCCCGUUUAGGAGGUGGUGGAGGCUCAUAUCGUACUUUAAAGCAACAUCAACCCGUUUCAAUUCAUCCUAAUUCAUCAUUGUUUGAUGAAGAACCUCGAUGGGUUCUCUAUCAUGAACUAGUUCUUACAACCAAAGAGUACAUGAGACAGGUUAUUGAAAUUGAACCUAAAUGGCUUGUAGAAAUUGCUCCACAUUUUUAUAAAUCCGAAGAGGUUGAAGAUUUAUGUAAGAAAAUGCCGAAAAAAGUAGGAAAAGCAAAGGAAGAACUGGAACGAAAUUAUUGAAUUUAUUUCAAUAUCAAGUUACUGUAAUUUUAAUUUUGUAAAUUUAAGACACAUUCAACUUAUUACUUUCAAAUAUUUAAUAAAACAUUUGUUGAACAUUUUGAGGUGUG